UUUUGUAUUCGAAAUCAGAAUCAAGUCAACACUUCUUGAGUAGUGUCUAGUAGCAGUAAAGCACAUCCUUUUCUUUAACUUCUCAUAUCCUUCUCAGCAAACAUGAAGUUCGUUAUUGCCGUAGUCAUGUUGGCCCUUGCCGUUAGCGUGCAUUCCUCCAUCCUCCCAGCCGUAUCGUAUGUGACCUCUGCCGUGCAUCCAGGGCCAUUGCUGGCGCAUGGCGGCUGGGGCGGACACGGUGCUUGGGCUGGACCAGCUGCUGUUACCGCUUGGGGUGGUAGCGGACACGGUCUGUGGGGUGGUAUUCCCGGCAUCUCACUCAGCCAGGGACCUCAUGGUGCUGCCAUUGCCGCUCCAUUGGCUGCUCCCCUCGCCUUGGGUCAUGGUCAUGGCGCAGGUGUUUAUGUAGCGAAGACUCGUGGUGCUGUGCACACAGCACCAUUAGCUGGUCAUAUUAACUCAGCUACCUCUUUGAAUGUGGCACCAGCACCAGGUACCUGGUAAGCAGGCAACAACCAAUCAACGAUGUCAUCAACCACUCCAAACACCCCAAUACCUACACACACAAACACACAUGUAUUCUGCAUCAAAUCGAGCAGCGGUACUUGUGUGCUAACAACAACAACAACAACAUUUUGACGACACUGAUGCCAAAUGAAGGAUGCCACCGCACUGUCUUAUUAUGUACAACAAACAUAUAUAUGUAUGUACAUAAAAACAUAUGUAUAUACGUAUAAUUGAUAUCGUGACUUCGUUUGUCGACGUUUCGCAUGUAUUCCGCUCUCGAUAUUUCGCAAAACCGCAAUCCGCAACACACCCCUGAUACGCACGAUGCCGACAUUCACAUGCAUACAUAUGUACAUACGUACAACAUAUGUGCAACACAUAUAUUGUUUAUAGCAUAUCUUUGUUUAAUUUUUUUUUUUACAUUAAAUAAUAUACUAUGUACAUAUAAUGUACACACAUACAUACUUAUUAUGUAUUUCAUGCUAUUUACUUAUCAUAAUCACUACAUACUUAUAUCACUUUGUAUUAACGGUGUUUUGGGCGAACUUAGUCGUAAAUGUUUGCCGUUAUGCCAUGCAAAAAAAAAACAAAAACAA
Ceratitis capitata (Mediterranean fruit fly) is the source of this 1103-nucleotide messenger RNA. RefSeq names its product adult cuticle protein 1-like. The record is from RefSeq and is a predicted model, not a curated record. The transcript has 2 exons. Bases 103 to 504 code for a protein of 133 amino acids. Lineage: Eukaryota; Metazoa; Arthropoda; Insecta; Diptera; Tephritidae.